CAAAGCACCAAUUGAUAAGUUUUGGUUCCGUUGAGAGAAGUGAUUUCUAUAGGAAAGAGAUAGCACUAUAGUGAUCAGACAUGAUGCUACUGUUUCAAAUCAGUGUGCUACUAUUGACACUACAGGGAGGAACAUCAACAGAUAGUUGUCUCUCUGAAGAUCACCAAAAAAUAAGAUUGACUGGCCCAAGAAGUAUAAAAAAUGAGGGAGCUGUUCAACUUUGUGUUCGAAAUAGAGAUACUGAAUAUCUCUGGCACUACAUAAAGACUCAGAAUGGUUGGAAUCUCAGAGCAGCAAACUUAGCCUGUAGAGAACUGGGUUUGAAUUACACAGGUGUCAGAGCAAACACAGUACAGCUAACGAAAAAUGCUAGAACAAUAGUAGAAACAAUCAAUUGCAACGAUGGGGAUGAGGAUUUAAGAGACUGUUUACCUGAUAACUUAGAUGACAUAGAUAGAAGGAGUCAAGUAGCUGGACUGAUUUGCAACUGCAUAGAAAGAGCCCUAAGGCUGGUGGAUGGCUCCAGCUACAAUGAAGGACGAGUGGAGGUGUGCUCCAAUGGUCGCUGGGGUACAGUGUGUGGUGAUGGGUGGACAGAGAGAGAAACUGCUCUAGUGUGCAGUAGACUGGGGUACCCACAAGACGACGCCACAAUCAGCAACUUUGGAGAGGGUAGUGGACCAUUGUACGAUAUUACCUGUCCAAGUACGGGAAGUGAUGACCAGGAAUGCAUACCCAUGAUAACAUCUGCUCCAUCUUCUUGUGACCACUCGAUGGAUGUUGGAGUGAGGUGUCUUCCAUUCACUGAUGCUUAUGCAGAUCUAGUCAAUGAAGUAAUUACCAAUUUAGAAACUACAACAGCUUGCAGUUGUCAACAAUGUACACCACCAACGAUUGCAGAGUGUACCCCAGCAAGUACUGAGGGAGACGGCAAUGACUAUGAGAUGACUACAAGCAACACGCAACCAACAAUAAGUAUUGAAUCCUCACAACCAACAAUGGCUGUUCCAGUCAACAAAGUACCAUCGACAACUACCGAAACCUCUCAACCAAGUGAUGGAGCUACCACAGAGAGCAGUAUCACCCAGAGCACAGUCAUGAGUACUAGUGGGACAUUAGGAGCACUAAUUGGUCUAUUGGCAGCUGCUCUAGUGGUGGUUGUCACUGGAUGGAUUGUGUCGUGUGUUUACUUACAGAGAAAAAUAAACAAGAAAUGCAAAGACCACACCCACACAACGUCUGCCUCUACGAGUGACCGCACCCUUCAACUCAACAACCCAGUGUAUGAUGGUAGCACCACUGUCCCACACACCACGUACAGCUCUCAUGGACCCUCCUAUGAGGUCAUUGACACUAAUGAGGGGGUGGAGCACAGCUAUGAUGUCAUCAGUCAAAGGGGUGCAACUAGACCACACCCACCUACCACACCCCCUGUGUCCAACGAGGAGUACAGUACGCUAGACACCAGCAGAGAGAAUGAGUAUCACACACUAGAGAGCAAUACUGGAGAUAGUCAAUAUUCAGUGGUUGGACACAAUGACCCCCAAGAUUACGAGGUGCCCGCCCCCCCUCAGGGGGAAGAGUACUCUACACUGAAGCAUUGAUAGCCUACGUACUAACUUAACAAGAGACACACUCAAUUAUGUACAGUUUAUCAUAAUUAUGUGCCUUUCUUUACGUGUAUACACAAGUAUUUGCUGUACUAUAUAAUUAUACACUAACACAA
Molecule: messenger RNA, 1726 nt
Organism: Halichondria panicea
Lineage: Eukaryota; Metazoa; Porifera; Demospongiae; Suberitida; Halichondriidae
Product: soluble scavenger receptor cysteine-rich domain-containing protein SSC5D-like
Exons: 6
Coding region: 81-1604 (507 amino acids)
Cellular component (GO): membrane
Source: RefSeq, a predicted model, not a curated record